GAAGGCGGGGCGUCUAUGUGUCUUUUGUCCACAACAGGAGAAGUCUCACAGACAGUACAACAGAGACUGACACGGGGAAGCGCUGUCUGUGCUGAAAGUCUGACCACAAAGAAAACUUCUCGUCUGGUUCGUGACUGAAACAAGUACUUCGGGGAAGCGGUCUUACUAGGCUUGGACAGAGAUGUUUGCCACUGCUACCAGAAAUUUUGUGGAGGAGGUGGAUCAUGGAGGUCUGCUGAUCCCAGUGUGCAGCCUGAAUGACACUAUUGCUCUCCUGACAGUGGUGGUGAAGCGCAAGCGUUUCUGGUUGUGGCAGAAGCCCAAGUAUCUUCCCACUGAUUUUACCCUCAAUGAUUUACUCGCAGGAGACCCCCCUAUAGAGCCAGUUACCACGGAGACAGACUUUAUCACAUAUAAUGGGACAUAUGGAGACAACAUUCAGGGAACUAUGGACGCAAAUUUUGUCCACUCCAAUGUGAAUCUGGAGGGUAAAGACUCUUCCAAACUGCAGUCAUCCUUUGGCAGUUUGAAGAAAGAAGAAAUGAACGUGCAGAGGUUACUGCAAGACUCCAAAGGCAGGGUCCUGGACAUGACCCAUUGUCUGAUCCAGCAGACGAAGGAGAAGCACAAACAGGUAUUUGGGAUUGUGAAGGAGCGUAUUGUGACCACUAAGCCCUGUUCAGUCAUAGAGGAGGUGCAGCAGGGUGGACAGUGCGGAGGAGCACUGAGCCUCUGCGGGCCGAAGAACCCUAAGGUUUCAUUGAAAGAAAAUGGGAGCCUUAGUAAAGACAGUAAUGUUACCAUGGAGAUUCCCACCCAUACUACCAUUGCCUAUGCCCUCAUAGAACUAGAAAUCAAACAUGAUGGAUGCUUUGAGUUGUGUCUAAUGUCAGACACCACUGGAGGUUUUGAAGUAGACAGCCCUGUUACGAAAGGAGUGUUGGGUGUCUCAGGAGCUCUUGCGCACACUUCUGAAAAUAGCUGUCUCCGACAAGACCUGGAGCAACUCAACGAUCACUUCCAGCUGCUGUCAUCUCUUCCUGGCGCCACAAGGUCCUCUCUGCUCCAGCAGUUAACAGAAGUUAUGCAGCACCGAGCAGCCGUCAGCACUCUUCAGAAUGCGCUGGACCAGAUAUGCCUGGAUAAGAGUCCUGCCCCUGGUGAUGUUUCAAUGACAGAGUCUCAAAAACAAAACAUCCAAGCAAUCCUGGACCUUGUGCAGCAGUCUGGUCAAGUGGAGUCGGCUCAGACGGGCCAGACCACAUCAGUACUCACAGCCCUUCACCUCAUUAGCAGCGCCUUGGAUGAGAUGACAAAUGACUGUCUGGCUGUCUUGGGAACAUGCUGCAGCCACACAGUGUUGCAGGCAAUGGAGCUUUUGGUGCAGUGCAUCACGUCAGGAAAGGGGGAGUUGCCUCUGAGCAGCGCAGGCCUGGCUGCUCUAACAGGUGAUGCCUAUGAAAAGACUGUGCAUCUGUUUGGGUCCUUCAGUGUGUUCCUGAAGAAAGACGGGGACACAGUGAAGACAGAACUUAACCAAGAGCCAGGAAACCUUCCUCUGGUUCUGUGCAUCGCUGUCAGAGGUCUUGCCUCUUUAGCCCUCUGUGUCUGAAGUGACAACGUCUUCAUAUCCACCAGAAACUUCAAAUACCACAGUGGAAUGAGAUAAAGGGGAUCACAUAUUUUAAGUGUUAUUUAUCAGUGUUUUUUUUUUUUUUUAAUUGUUUUUGGUGCAGUAGAAUGUCCUUUAAAACACUAUUGCAUUUUACUGUAGAAGUUGUGCGUUAUUUAAGGUUAAUUCACACCUUCAAGCCAAACAGAACUGAGAAUUCUCAGUGCUGGUGGUUCAAUGUAAAAUAAACACUAAUUAUUUUAUGUAGGGUCUGAUGUGAUGUCUCAGCCCUUAAGAUGAAAUCUUUAUUUCUAAGCCAUUUUAAAAACAGGUUUACAGGGUGCAAUCAUGAUUAUUCAUACAUGCACACACACCAGUGUACAAUAUAUUGUUGAGCUAGAGUCUAAAAGUAUUUUUUGUUGCUGUUGUAUCCUCUUCUUUGUAGCCUGACUGAGUAAUGAUAAUGGAAGGUUUAUCUUCUUCUGAGGCAGUCUGCAACAGAGAAAGAAAGAAGCCCAAUAAUAUACAUCAAAAGCAAAAGUUCUGACUUUAAAAUAAUCAUAUUGUAAACAAAUAAUUGUUGAUUGUUAAUUAAAAUAAUAUUGCUGAUUAAAAUACAAAAAACCUUU
Molecule: messenger RNA, 2241 nt
Organism: Lates calcarifer (barramundi perch)
Lineage: Eukaryota; Metazoa; Chordata; Actinopteri; Centropomidae
Gene: gsdmeb
Product: gasdermin Eb
Exons: 10
Coding region: 182-1612 (476 amino acids)
Biological process (GO): programmed cell death
Cellular component (GO): cytoplasm
Source: RefSeq, a predicted model, not a curated record